AGUACAUCGGCAACCAUGCAGCGCUGAGACCAACCCCCCCCCGCCUUGCAAAACAACGAUGUCCUCGAAUUCACUAAUUUCGUUAUGAAGGAAUAGUGAGUUACAUCAAAAUGCGUUUGUGGAGACAACCGGACGCUCGGGAGGAAAUUACAAGUGCGGAGAAUUGAAUGUGAAACCGAAGGCGGUGUAAUACAGGCACUUUCUGCCCCGGACGUUUGGACUGGGGCCGUCAGGGCUGCUCCGAAUUAUUAGCCUACUUUCCGUCGUGUUUUAAAUGACGGGACCUCGCCAGCUCAGCGCAGCCCGCCGCAGCCUCAGGGGAAGGGCGCGCAACGCUAACAGACACCGGGGUUUGUAGUUUGCGCCCGGUCCGACUAUCAGCGGUACCGCCCCGUUUUUCCCCCCUCCCUCCCUCUCGCUCUCGCUCUCGCGCUAACGUUAUCCGCACGGCCCGGAGAGAAGGCUGGAGACACGGUACGGAGUAGCUUUGGACCGCUUUACCACACACCGGCUCCCACCAUGGGGAAUACAACCUCUUGCUGCGUGUCGUCGAGCCCCAAACACAGGAGGAACAACCACUCCAGGCUGGAGCCCUACCGGCCGGAGCCCGAGCUGAGCCGGGAGGACACGGGCUGCAACCUCCAGCACAUCAGCGACCGGGAGAACCUGGACGAUCUGCCCAUGGAGUACAAUCCAUCAGACCAUCCCCGGGCCAGCACCAUCUUCCUCAGCAAGUCGCAGACUGACGUUCCUCUGCCCAACAAGAGAGUUCGGGAAAAACGGAAGAGCCUUUAUAUCAACCAUUUCACACACAUUUCGGAGAACAAGCAUCAUCCAGGCCCGGCGAGACGAAAGUACAGCUCCUGCUCCACCAUAUUCCUUGACGACAGCACCGUCAGUCAGCCCAACCUCAAGUACACCAUCAAAUGCGUAGCCCUUGCAAUAUACUACCACAUAAAGAACAGGGAUGUCGAUGGGAGAAUGUUAGUGGACAUUUUCGAUGAGAAGCUGCACCCACUCACGAAGUCUGAACUUCCUCCUGAUUACGAAAAACACGACCCCGAGCAGAAGCAGAUCUACCGCUUCGUCAGGACGCUGUUCAGCGCCGCACAGCUCACCGCCGAGUGCGCCAUUGUCACCUUGGUGUACCUGGAGAGGCUCCUGACCUACGCCGAGAUCGACAUCAGCCCCUCCAACUGGAAGCGCAUUGUGCUGGGAGCCAUCCUUCUGGCAUCCAAAGUGUGGGACGACCAGGCGGUCUGGAACGUCGACUACUGCCAAAUUCUCAAGGAUAUCACUGUGGAGGACAUGAAUGAGCUGGAACGUCAGUUUCUGGAGCUGCUGCAGUUCAACAUAAACGUGCCGUCCAGCGUCUACGCCAAGUAUUACUUUGACCUUCGCUCCAUGGCUGAGGCCAACAACCUGAGCUUCCCACUGGAGCCCCUCAGCAGGGAGAAGGCCCAGAAGCUGGAGGCCAUCUCGCGGUUGUGCGACGACAUAUACAAGGACUUGAGGAAACAAGCGAAGAAGCGGUCGGUGAGCGCGGACAACCUGGCAGUGGUGCGGUGGUGCCCGGCCAUCAUUUCCUAACACUGGCCGCCUGCAGCACGCAGACACACCUGUCAGACAUACUGCACUGUGUUUCUGCCUGGUGGGCAGGCAAACCAGGUGGGCAGCAGACCCGUGGAUCAGUACACACACAGACACAAACACACACACACACACACACACACACACACACGCACACACACAAUCUAGCACUUUCACAAGUGUGAUUGCACCCUCUGGUUGUUGUACAUAAAAGACGUUCCACUGGCUGCCUGCACUGAACCAAAAAGAGCUGAGCUGAACCAAACUGAAGUGCUUGUGUGAAAGUUAUUGCACUGCAGCUGUCCAAUAACAGCUGGACUGCAGAAGAAGAGGCCAAUCAGAAACCCAGCAGGCAAUAUAUAUUUAUGAGAGAGUUGCGAUGUGAAGUUGAGACAAGCGCUCCUUUCCUCUCAGGCUCCUCUUGCCCGUGCGGGUAGAUGAGGGAGGUCGUGUACAUUCCUUUUUGUUUUAAACUUCAGGUUCAGUCAUUCUCUGAUCGGAAGCAUGAGGUGAUUUUUAUUUUUUCCUUUUGAAAGGCACAUUUGGACAUUUUGUCAGGUGUUCAUCUGUUCUUAUUGCAUUCCCAUCUGUGAGGAACCUCCGCGAGUACACAAAAGGAAAGGCAUGUACUCUCCUCUGUUACCUUCAGUGUGCACCUGACACAUUCAGGACAGUGCCGCAUGUCAUCGUAUUCACCUCCAUCGUGGCUGUUUUGUUGAAGCGCCCACUCAAAAGACUCACAUUGUCAGGAGCGCUGUGACCGGACCAGGAAAUCCAACUCGCACAACCACGGCCACAUUCAGAUACAGUGCUUCACUACAAGCAAUAAUCAUGCAUCGCCCGGUUGGUGUGACAAGAUACGAAGAAGCACGCAGACUCUGGAGGAGACUGAGCAGAGGGCAGCAGACUAGAGACGUCCCGCAGAGCGGUUGUUGUACUUAAUUCACUGCCAUCGUCCUGACCUGUGGUGCCUGUAAUAAGCUAGUUUAACAAUUCCCGCCUUUCCACUGGAUGAAAGAAACAAAUAACUGAAGUAUUUCCUCUGUAAAAUGUCGUAUGGUUCUUCCGCCUUACAAAGAAACAGCACAGCAAAGUGGACUAUUUAAAUUUAGGAGCCGCUGAACGCAUGAUUCUUUUCAGGGUUGUUUUGUGUUCUGGAGAAAAAGCAUUAGGUGACAAUUGAAACGCACUGCUUACAAAACAACAAAUUGUAAACAUUUUGCUCUCUAUACAGUGUAAAUACAGCGCCGGUGUGCAAAAUCUGUAGACUAAAGAAGAUCGUACUGUAAAAAGAGAACGGAAUGAUGGUGAAAGACUUGGAUCAGUUUAUAGUGUCCUCCACAGGGAUGGUCAAUAUGUUGGGUGUUCCUAUGUAAAAUCAAGUAAAGUAUUAUGAUUCAAACGGGAGACACCACUUAGGAUCUUCUGGCCUGUUUUCUUGUUACAAUGUUUUUUUCCACACAGCAGAAAGUUUUUUUUAUGUAUUACAUGUUGUAUAUGGUAACUUAAUAAUACAAGACAAUUCAGGCUUAUUGUAUUACUUGUUGUCAUUUUUUUCAUCCCCUCUCUGCGGAGGCAUUGCCAGAUGCACAUGCUGCUCAGCGAUCAUUAUGGAGCCCCAUAAAAAAGAAAUGUCAUUGGCCACCUCAAAAAUUCAGUAUAACUGAAUACAUCAAUAAAUAUAAUUAAACAUUUUCAA
Messenger RNA from Gasterosteus aculeatus aculeatus (three-spined stickleback), 3289 nucleotides. RefSeq names its product cyclin Y (gene ccny). Gene Ontology annotation, biological process: regulation of cyclin-dependent protein serine/threonine kinase activity. Gene Ontology annotation, molecular function: protein kinase binding. Lineage: Eukaryota; Metazoa; Chordata; Actinopteri; Perciformes; Gasterosteidae. The record is from RefSeq and is a predicted model, not a curated record.